GUGCUCCGUACACACUCGGUAAGCUGUCAGUGUGAAAAGGGGAUAGGGACUUGAACGCGCCGAGCAGUUCUCGGGGGCGGGCCUGGCGGAUUCGGACAAGACGACAAUGGCGUUGCCGCGCUUCCCACUGCGGCAUAUCUGCGCCGUCCUAGGGCAAAGGCGCUCCUGCUGCCCUCGAUUGACGCAGAUCACAGCGUUGCCAGGUGGCCGUCCGUUCCGGCAUCUUAGCACACAGGCAGGCAAAGUCGACAAUGUAGAGCAGAUACUCGACCAAUGGCCCAAAUUCAGCAACUUCCCAGCGGCUUCCAGCGCAGAGGAAUUCAGGGAAGGAAGCAAGGUUGUCAUCCAUGGCUUCCUCUCCAAGAAGCGCGUGCUCCACGCAAAGCUGAUGUUUGCAAACGUGCAAAUCGACAACGCACCCACCAUCCAAAUAACUUCAAGCUUCACCGAGCCCGACAGCCCCGGCCACGCAGCAAACCGCGCGCUUCGAGCUUCGCCCCUGUACAGCCCGGUCUCGGUCACGGGCACCGUCACCAAGCUCUACCGCGAUGCACAACCUGACGGCGAGCCCUCGGCACAGCCGGCAACCGGCUCUCCACGGCCGGGCACCUUCCCCAGCCGCGUCUCCCGCAUAGACAUCGACCUAGAAAGCAUUCAGCCCCUGAACGACUUCUCCAAAAGUAUCAUCGUCUCCAAGGACGCCCAGUUUCCCCCGAGCGCCCGCCACCUGCAGAUCAGGUUUUCCGACGCCCUCCGCUCCCGCCUGCUUGUUCGGCCCCAGAUAGCGUUUCAGCUGAGGAAGUCUCUCCACGACCGUGGCUUCACCGAGGUUGAAACGCCUAUCCUGUUCAAGUCUACCCCGGAAGGGGCCCGCGAGUUCCUGGUGCCCACGAGACGCCCGGGCCGCGCCUACGCUCUGCCGCAGAGCCCCCAGCAGUACAAGCAGAUACUCAUGGCCAGCGGCAUCCGCGCCUACUACCAGUUUGCCCGCUGUUUCAGGGACGAGGAUUUGCGCGCCGACAGGCAGCCCGAGUUCACGCAGGCAAGACAGUCCCAUCCGGGCUCGCGGCUGGAUCUGGAGAUGGCCUUUGCCACGGGCGAGGACGUCAUGCGGACGGUCGAGUCCCUCGUCAGUGAUUUGGCCAUCUGGCUGAACGCCAAUUUCUCGGCCGCGAGGGACGGUCAAGACGUGUAUCUUGCGCCCAAACAGAGCUUGAAUACAAUAGAUGGAAAGGAUCCUGUCGACCGUUCUCAUCCCGUGGUAGCGCCGUUUCCCCGUAUAUCGUACCAGGAGGCCAUGACGAGGUUCGGAAUUGACAAGCCGGAUCUGAGGAUCCCGUUCGAGAUAAAACGCGUUGACCACGUCCUGCCCCGCUCGUUUGUCUCCAUGAUCAGCCACCUGGAGCAUCCCGUCGUAGAAGCGUUCAAGUUCCGUCCGGACCCCGCCGCAGCUGAGGGCUCUGCCCCGAAGCCGGCCUUCCUUGACGACUUCAUGAAGUCGCUCCCCAAACUAGCCGGGGAGAACCCAGGUGGUGCUGCCGUUGCGCUCGUGGUCGACUCUGCGAAACCCCUCCGCGGCCUUUCUCCCCUCGGGUUCGACGGCGCCGGUGCGUUGGAGCGUGGCGAAGCCGGCGAAGAGUUUGCGGACCUGCAAGACGGCGAUGUGCUCUUCUUCCAGGCCCGCGAGGACAAGCCCUUCUACGGAGGCUCGACCGCCUUGGGCACGUGCAGGACGCUCUUGUAUCAGACAGCCGUGCGGCUCGGCCUACUCCCGCGGGAUUUCAAUUUCCGCUUCCUCUGGGUGACAGACUUCCCCAUGUUCACUCCCGAUAACGGGACGGAUCCCGGGCAGGGCGGGAGUGCAGGCUUCUCGGCGACCCAUCACCCGUUCACCGCUCCGCUGACGGACGAGGACGCCCGCUUGCUCUUGACCGACCCUCUGAAGGCAAGGGCCGACCACUACGACCUGGUGGUUAACGGCGUCGAGCUGGGCGGCGGCAGCCGCCGUAUUCACCUGCCGCAAAUGCAAGAGUAUGUCAUGUCGAACAUCCUGCAGAUGACGCCCGAAGGCGUCGCCCAGUUUUCCCACCUGCUCGAGGCUCUUAAGGCCGGCUGUCCGCCUCACGCCGGCUUCGCUCUCGGUUUUGACCGGCUUGUCGCCCUGCUGACCUACACCGAUUCGGUCCGCGACGUCAUUGCGUUUCCCAAGUCGAUGAAGGGCGAAGACCUCACCACCAAUAGCCCCGGACGGCUUACUGCGGAGCAGCUCGCGCCUUAUCAUCUCAGGCUGUCCUGAGGCCAUCCGUCUGCAGAUUAAUACUUGUACAACACCCGUGUAUGUUCACCACUUUGUCCUUGUUUUACUAGAUCGGAAGGGUCACGAUAGAAGGGAUGGGUCUGUUUCCAACACAAGACCACAUGAAUGUAUUUUUGGUCUAUCCAUAUGUACCGUUUAAGAAACCGGUUCGCUCUCUCCCC
This is a messenger RNA of Thermothielavioides terrestris NRRL 8126, 2478 nucleotides long. RefSeq lists its product as uncharacterized. The transcript has 5 exons. Gene Ontology annotation, biological process: aspartyl-tRNA aminoacylation. The record is from RefSeq and is a predicted model, not a curated record. Gene Ontology annotation, cellular component: mitochondrion; cytoplasm. Gene Ontology annotation, molecular function: ATP binding; aspartate-tRNA ligase activity. Bases 107 to 2296 code for a protein of 729 amino acids. NCBI's taxonomy places the organism in Eukaryota, Fungi, Ascomycota, Sordariomycetes, Sordariales, Chaetomiaceae.